Messenger RNA from Naegleria fowleri, 495 nucleotides. RefSeq lists its product as uncharacterized. Lineage: Eukaryota; Heterolobosea; Eutetramitea; Acrasida; Naegleriidae. The transcript has a single exon. The coding region runs from base 1 to 495 and encodes 164 amino acids. The record is from RefSeq and is a predicted model, not a curated record.
AUGGUCAGGAAAAGGAGGAAGGGUGGUCUCACUUCAUUUUCGGGUGUUCCUCCCAGUGACAUGUUAAAGCGAGAACGAGAGUAUCGAGAAUUUCGAUCCGAUUUGAUCGAAAAAAAGAGAAAAUUUGGUACAUGCAAUCCGUGUGAAGACGAUCAUUAUGACCUGUCAUUAUCGGCGUUGUCAAUUCCGUUUGUUGACAUUUCAAUGAAGUUUGACAAAGCAGACGAAAAGACGACCAUCGGUAAUCACGACCGAUCGUCCAAUCGAUCAACUACAGACGAUGGUUGUGAUAAGGAUCAAUGCUUAACUCGAUGGUUGAUGGAUCAGCUCAAUACGCACUUUUGCAAUGAUUUAUGUUUUGAAAGAGUGCCACAAGUGAAUUUUUCAAAUGUUUUCUCUCCUGAACUCUCCAUUGAAUUGUCACAUAUUGAUGAUUGCUCCUUAAGGAGAGGUGGUAUCUCUAUUUGUGAUGAAAAAUGUGAUGAAACCACUUGA